Messenger RNA from Phodopus roborovskii (desert hamster), 7074 nucleotides. It is a transcript of the gene Slc12a6, whose product is annotated as solute carrier family 12 member 6. The transcript has 25 exons. The coding region runs from base 906 to 4358 and encodes 1150 amino acids. Gene Ontology annotation, molecular function: potassium:chloride symporter activity. Gene Ontology annotation, biological process: chloride transmembrane transport; potassium ion homeostasis; potassium ion import across plasma membrane. The record is from RefSeq and is a predicted model, not a curated record. NCBI's taxonomy places the organism in Eukaryota, Metazoa, Chordata, Mammalia, Rodentia, Cricetidae. Gene Ontology annotation, cellular component: membrane.
GGUGAAACCCAAGGAGACCCGGCGAGAGGCCACCCGCGCCGGCCCGGGGGGGGGAAACGCGCCCUGUCACACGCGACAAAACACGGCGAGCGGUCGUGGGCUCGAGGGACUCGCGACGACCUGCCACGACCCGGAGCUGCUGUCGGAGCUGCCCUGAUCCGCUAGCCGCCGCCUCCAGCUAGCUCCCCCGCCAGGAAGAGAUCUCUGAGAGGCAGGAAUCCACUCUGCCCCGGCAUCCUCUCGUUGCUCUCCUUUCUCUCCAUCCUGUAGUGUGGGGUUAUUUUUCCCGUUAUGCAUGUGCACCUCUCCCACCAGACCCAAGUGGAUUGUGGACCUCAAAAACAUCGGGUGGCUCAGCACACACCUCCUCCCAGCCAGACCUGUGGGGUAUUCACCUGAUACACAACAGGUGGUCGGUGCACACCUUUUCGCAAUCUGAUCCACGCUAUAGUCGUCUGAUAAGGGUGGGCCUGCAUGCUCUUUCCUCAGCUAGAAGUGUGGGACACUCGGCAGAUAAAGGACUAACUACCUCAUCAGGACCUGGGGGUUGAGCAGAGAGAGGCGUCAUCAGCUGCUGGGAGAUCAUGGCAUGGAGCCCUCAGCCCUGGACCAGGGGAGAUAGCUAGGAUUCUGAAGGAGCCAAGUUACACAAGAUUAGUGUCGUUUUGUUCUCAUUUUGUUUUUCAAAAAUUAUUUUUCAGUUACUGGUGGUGCACUUUAUAAAAACAGUUGGCUCGAAUUCUAAGUAAAAGGAUUCUUAAUUUGGGCCUUUGUGGGAUGUAAAUCAAGGUAAUUGAGGUUUUUCUUUUUUUUAAGUUUUCUAUUUUUGCAAUCAAAAGUAGCUAGCGUAGGAGGCAGAGUUUUUGUGAGCUUUUCCUUUUCUCUUUGUUGGAAAGGGGGGAAAAAUGCAUCCUCCAGAACCCACCACCAAGAUUUCUUCAGUUCGGUUCAUGGUGACACCAACCAAGAUUGAUGACAUUCCAGGUUUGUCAGACACCAGCCCGGACCUCAGCUCUCGAUCUAGUUCCAGAGUAAGAUUUAGCUCUCGAGAAAGUGUGCCAGAAACAAGCCGUAGUGAGCCUAUGAGUGAACUGUCUGGGGCCACUACUUCUCUGGCAACUGUUGCCCUAGAUCCUUCCAGUGACCGGACUUCUAACCCCCAGGAUAUUACCGAGGACCCGAAUCAGAACUCCAUCACAGGGGAGCACAGCCAGCUGUUAGAUGACGGACGUAAGAAAGCUCGAAAUGCUUAUCUCAACAAUUCCAACUAUGAAGAAGGAGAUGAGUAUUUUGAUAAAAAUCUGGCACUCUUUGAGGAAGAAAUGGACACCAGACCAAAGGUGUCGUCUCUCCUCAACCGCAUGGCCAACUAUACUAACCUGACACAGGGAGCAAAGGAACAUGAAGAGGCAGAGAACAUCACUGAGGGAAAAAAGAAACCUACCAAGAGCCCUCAAAUGGGUACUUUCAUGGGUGUCUACCUCCCAUGUCUACAAAAUAUUUUUGGAGUGAUCCUCUUUCUGCGUCUUACCUGGGUGGUGGGUACCGCUGGAGUUCUCCAGGCCUUUGCGAUUGUGCUUAUCUGCUGCUGCUGUACAAUGUUGACUGCCAUCUCCAUGAGUGCCAUUGCCACUAACGGAGUGGUGCCAGCUGGGGGCUCAUACUUCAUGAUUUCCCGGGCCCUGGGCCCAGAGUUUGGUGGGGCUGUUGGCCUCUGCUUUUAUCUUGGCACCACAUUUGCAGCAGCCAUGUAUAUCCUUGGUGCCAUUGAAAUUUUUCUGGUGUAUAUUGUCCCUCGAGCUGCCAUCUUUCGCAGUGACGAUGCACUCAAGGAAUCAGCAGCCAUGCUAAAUAACAUGCGUGUCUAUGGCACAGCCUUCUUGGUCCUCAUGGUCUUAGUGGUAUUCAUCGGCGUACGCUAUGUGAACAAGUUUGCCUCACUUUUCCUGGCCUGUGUAAUUGUGUCUAUUUUGGCUAUCUACGCUGGUGCCAUCAAGUCUUCCUUUGCUCCACCACAUUUCCCGGUCUGCAUGCUGGGCAACCGCACCCUUUCAUCAAGACACCUUGAUGUUUGCUCUAAGACUAAGGACAUUAACAACAUGACAAUGCCAUCAAAGUUAUGGGGAUUCUUCUGUAACUCAAGUCAGUUUUUUAAUGCCACCUGUGAUGAGUACUUUGUUCACAAUAAUGUCACCUCAAUCCAAGGCAUUCCUGGGCUGGCUAGUGGUAUCAUUACUGAAAACCUUUGGAGUAAUUAUUUACCAAAGGGUGAGAUCAUUGAAAAGCCAUCAGCCAGGUCAUCCGAUGUCUUGGGCAGCUUAAACCAUGAAUAUGUCCUUGCUGACAUCACCACCUCCUUCACUCUUCUGGUGGGGAUCUUCUUUCCUUCUGUCACAGGUAUCAUGGCUGGGUCAAACAGAUCUGGAGAUCUGAAAGAUGCUCAGAAGUCCAUUCCCAUUGGAACUGUCCUUGCCAUCCUGACCACAUCCUUCGUGUAUUUAAGCAAUGUUGUCCUUUUUGGUGCAUGUAUUGAAGGAGUUGUUCUCAGAGACAAAUUUGGGGAUGCUGUGAAAGGUAAUUUGGUUGUAGGCACCUUAUCUUGGCCAUCCCCUUGGGUGAUUGUUAUUGGCUCCUUCUUUUCAACAUGUGGAGCUGGACUUCAGAGCCUCACAGGUGCACCUAGGCUGCUACAGGCUAUUGCUAAGGAUAACAUCAUACCAUUCCUUAGGGUUUUUGGUCACAGCAAAGCCAAUGGGGAACCUACCUGGGCCUUACUUCUAACUGCUGCCAUAGCGGAGCUGGGAAUUCUCAUCGCCUCCUUGGAUCUCGUGGCCCCAAUUCUUUCCAUGUUUUUUCUCAUGUGUUACCUCUUUGUGAACUUGGCAUGUGCCUUGCAAACAUUACUCCGAACCCCCAACUGGAGGCCCCGAUUCCGCUACUAUCACUGGGCCCUCUCUUUCAUGGGAAUGAGUAUCUGUCUAGCUCUGAUGUUCAUUUCUUCCUGGUAUUAUGCCAUUGUAGCUAUGGUAAUAGCUGGCAUGAUCUACAAGUACAUUGAGUACCAAGGGGCUGAGAAAGAAUGGGGCGAUGGUAUCCGUGGGCUGUCCCUCAGUGCGGCUCGCUUCGCUUUGCUCCGCCUAGAGGAAGGGCCUCCUCACACUAAAAACUGGAGGCCGCAGUUGCUUGUACUGCUGAAGCUGGAUGAAGACUUACACGUCAAGCACCCUCGCCUCCUCACCUUUGCCUCCCAGCUCAAGGCAGGAAAAGGACUCACUAUUGUGGGCUCUGUCAUUGUGGGGAACUUCCUAGAGAACUAUGGAGAAGCUCUGGCUGCAGAGCAGACCAUUAAGCACCUAAUGGAGGCAGAAAAGGUAAAGGGAUUCUGCCAGCUGGUGGUGGCUGCCAAGCUGAAAGAGGGCAUUUCACACCUCAUCCAGUCCUGUGGCCUUGGGGGCAUGAAGCACAACACAGUGGUGAUGGGCUGGCCCAACGGCUGGCGUCAGAGUGAAGAUGCUCGCGCUUGGAAGACUUUCAUUGGCACAGUUCGAGUGACAACUGCUGCCCAUCUAGCCCUGCUGGUGGCUAAAAAUGUCUCCUUCUUUCCCAGCAAUGUGGAGCAAUUUUCUGAGGGCAACAUUGAUGUGUGGUGGAUUGUGCAUGAUGGGGGCAUGCUCAUGCUAUUACCAUUCCUACUGAAACAGCACAAGGUAUGGCGAAAAUGCAGCAUAAGGAUCUUCACAGUGGCCCAACUCGAAGACAACAGCAUCCAGAUGAAGAAGGACCUGGCCACCUUCCUGUACCAUCUGCGCAUUGAGGCAGAAGUGGAAGUGGUGGAGAUGCAUGACAGUGACAUAUCUGCCUAUACAUAUGAGCGCACCCUGAUGAUGGAGCAGAGGUCCCAGAUGCUCAGACACAUGCGUCUAUCCAAAACAGAACGCGACAGAGAGGCACAGCUGGUGAAAGAUCGAAACUCAAUGCUGCGCUUAACUAGCAUUGGUUCUGAUGAGGAUGAAGAGACAGAAACUUACCAGGAGAAGGUGCAUAUGACUUGGACCAAGGAUAAAUACAUGGCAUCCCGGGGGCAAAAGGUCAAGUCAAUGGAAGGAUUCCAGGACUUACUUAAUAUGCGUCCGGACCACUCCAAUGUGAGACGGAUGCAUACAGCAGUGAAACUCAAUGAAGUCAUAGUUAACAAGUCCCAUGAAGCAAAACUGGUUUUGCUGAAUAUGCCAGGGCCACCCCGAAACCCUGAAGGUGAUGAAAACUACAUGGAAUUUCUAGAAGUACUCACCGAGGGAUUAGAGCGAGUCCUCCUUGUCCGGGGUGGUGGCAGUGAAGUGAUCACCAUUUACUCAUAGUCAGCUUGUGGAAGAUUCUGCUUGGUCUUACUUUCCCUAAAAGACUCAUCGUCCAUGGAGAUGACAGUUCUUUCCUACCACUCUAUUCUUGUGGAGCUGAGCCCCAACUACGCUCUUGACUGCAACAUGAUCUGCCAUUCCAGCAGAAGCAAAUACUCUCAACAUUAGAAUGGUCAAGUCCUAAAAGCUAUUUCUAUGGCAGGGGAUGGCAGGUGAAAAUUAACAAGCUAAGUCAAAGGGAAUCUUUUGGCACUGCUGAAGGUAGUGAGUUAGUAACAUAUGCUAGAAAUUUAACUAAACACAACAACAAAAAAGUUAAUAUUCAACAUUUAGAAUGAGUCUCAGAAGACACAGUUCUAUGAUGGCACCAGAGAGGUAAUAGUCAGCCUCACCUCACCUAAGUAAAUGUUACCAUUGUGGAGCUAGCCCAUGGCAAGCCAAGUGAAACUUAGGAUACUGAUAUACAAAACCUGAAACAUAGCCACAGCCUUCUUACUCAAAAAUCAGAUUCCCUCCCCCCCCUCCCGAUACUGUUUUAUUGUCCAUACUCUUCCACUGUAUAUCUCAACCAUCUUUCUUUUUAAAAAACCAUUCUGUGGUUGUAAUGCAGACAGUGUUACUAUAGAAAAUGUUUUUCAGGUUUUCGAAUGGCUGGACUAAGGAGAUUCCAGAGAAUACCAAUUAAGAUGUACAGGAACAGAGCUUGUAGUUAGCUAUGCAACACAAAGCACACAAUGAUCAUCCAAGAAAUGUAGUUUGUUAUGCAGCUUAACCAGGAGGGUCUCUUCUAUCCUUAGUAGGCACUGAUUUAAAAAAAAAAAAAAAAAAAGGUAAGGAAGAGACACUAGGACUGUGCACUGCCACCUCCGAGGGUUCCCGGCCUUAGAGGGGUUCAGCAGUGGACCUGGGCAUGUGAGAGCCAUACCCUUUUCAUGGUGCCAAAGUCAUCUGUCUAAAGUGGCAGACAGGUUUGCACUGGCCUGAAGUAAGCAGCUCUUCUUUCACAAGAAAUCAACAUGUGGCCUCUUCACCAAAGCCAUAGUGAAGACUUGAGGCACUCACCUCCAUGCCCAGAGCUGAGCUUUACUCUCUCAAUAUUAUUCUUCAUUCUGACUCCAGAAACUUGGUUCAAAACCAAGUGGUUCCCUGAACCAAUGAUCUGCUCUUGUCAGUUUUGUUUUCAAAAAGCUCUAAAUGUGCCAAGAAAAUAACUUGUGUAAGCUCGGCUUAUUUUUCUAAUUUAUUGAUCUUAUUGAUCAUGAACACCUGGCUUACCAGUGUAGGACAUCUGUGACUGAGCAGUAAUUUCAAGCAUGUGAAACCUUCAUGUUCUUUACAAGAUAAGAAACUUCUUGCUUACAUACAUGGCUGCUUUUAAAUUCCCCUCUAUUUAUGGUAAAUUGUGCUACGCUCCAUACCCUGUAAGACAUGGAACAUCCAGAAUUCAACCCCAGAGACAGAAGAAAACCCUCAAAAUGGCUUAAGAAGCUGAGUCAUAUGAUCAGUUCUUCAUCCCCACCCCCACCCCAGGCCUACUCAAGGUAGCAGUGAGGAUACAGAAUCUUUUCCUGUAUCUCCCUGCAGAGGGUAAAAACUACAAUUCCCUUUCCAACACUCCAUUGCAUAGUUGAGUAUAGUUCUUUAGGCUGCAAGGUGUUAAACACCAAUUCUAUAAAAGCCAGCUUGCCCAGGAAUGCCUAACACAUCUACCCCUGACCAAAAUGAUUAACACCUCUUUCCCUUACCAAACAAAUAUGGGCAGAGAAUAAAGUUAACUUUUACAAAGGCUGUUUGUGGUUAGAGCUAUGUAAGAAUCUUCAAAAGAGUAAGAAAACCAAUAGCUACUAAUAUAGCUAUUAUUUCAGUUCCUAGAACAUAAAAUCACUGUUACAUGGAAAAAUGGUUAUUAAGCCAGAUUUUACUCAUCCCUGUCUAGAGCAUUUCAUGUCUAUGUGUUGCUUAUGUUGUCUGUCUGCAAAGUGUCUUUAUCUUUUAAUCACUGCAAAUAAAGCAAUACUGAAAACUUGAGAGAAAAUGCACCUUAGGGGAAGGGGCCAAUGCUUCUAGAGGGAAGAGAAAGACCUUCUCCUGCCUUCUUACAAGACCCAGCUUUUGUCUUACCCUUAAGUUUAGCAGGGCAGGCUGCAACAUUCAUUCUCCCCAAACUGGUCUUCCUCAACCUUUCUUAGUUAUCUUAAAAGCUGGAGUUUGAACUGCAGGGCCUGCUUGACAGGUGCCAGCUUCCUCAUGGCAAAGGAAAAGUCACUGCUCUUCAUCUUCCGUUGUCUCCUAUUCUUGUGGCCCCAAGGAUCCCACCAACCCUCAUUCCCCCUAAAUGUUAAAAAACUUCUUAUUGUGGGUAUUAAAAUAAGUUACACUGUAAGCAUAUUUACAUGCUCUUUUCUGGUUUAUUUUUCUUUUUAUCAUGUGUAAUUUGAAUCCUGCAUUAUUAGUUUCUCAACAUCUUCCAAAAAAAAAUGUCUGAUACAGAAUUUUUGUCUCUGCUUAUGCAAUAUAGAUUGAAGUGAAAUAUUAACAUAGAUUUAAGGGGAAGUUGAGAAACUUUUCAAGCAUUGUUCUUGACCAUUUAAUUUAUUGGAAGGAGAUGCUGCUACUCAGCGGCUGCUAUUCUUUUGUUUACAUAGAGUCUUGUUUUGUUUGUUUUGCUCUGUGCUGGGAACAUAAAUAAAGUUUUCUACAUUAUUUUCAGUCAGAA